Adelges cooleyi (spruce gall adelgid) is the source of this 3305-nucleotide messenger RNA. RefSeq lists its product as uncharacterized. The record is from RefSeq and is a predicted model, not a curated record. The coding region runs from base 493 to 1458 and encodes 321 amino acids. The transcript is spliced from 7 exons. NCBI's taxonomy places the organism in Eukaryota, Metazoa, Arthropoda, Insecta, Hemiptera, Adelgidae.
GGUUUAUAACGAACGGCGGCCGUGGUUGUGUCGAUGAUUGCGUGCGAUUGCCGAACGGACUUUACUGGGUUAUCGUUUUUUUUUCUAUUGACAAUAUAAUACUUUGAAAAAAAAAUUAAUUUUAUUGUUCGCGGCAUCUGAGUUAUUAUCAUAAGUGAUCUUCCGAAACAUUAUCGCGCAUCAGCCGAAGACGGACAUCCGCGCUCGGCAGUAACCGACAAAUAUAGCAGACUUCAAAAAGGACACAGUUGAUAUGGUGACUCGUCAACGGGACCUGAUGGUAGUGACAACUACCGGUGGACAUAUCGGAAAGCCGCCGGUCGGCCGAUUACAAGUGGUCUGAUGCAAUUUGUCAAGUUGUAUAUCGCUGCGGAUAUACGUCUUAAGACUACUAUUUCGAGGCCGCCGGUUCGAGACAUAUGACUCGGCUGCAGCAACAGAGCGCGGCCAAGGGUCGUAAACCGGAAACAACACCAUGUGGCUUGGCGUAAAAUGGCCGAUCCAAACAAGAGUAAAGCGCUUUACUCAUCCGGCGUGGCUUUCCUGGGGUUUGCGUGCUUCGCGCUGGCCGCCACUGCCAUCGGAUUGCCGCUAUGGGGCUACUUUGAAAAUCCAACAGCUGAAAUCGGAGCUUCUGGCAUCGACCGCGGCUAUUUCGGACCAUGGCAAAUGUGCAAACAGUCGUACUACGGCCGGACAAAGUGUGGCGACUCUAUAUCCAGGUUUCAUCCAGAAGAUACCGUAAGGAUAGCCGGCUUCUUUGCCCUUGCCGGUACCCUCAGCUUGGCUGUGUUUUGCGUGCUCAGCAUAGUACAAUUGGCCAUGGUCGUGUCACGUGAGAAGGUAGUAAUCCCCUACAGUAAGACGGUGGUUACCAAGUUGGUGUUUGCGUUCGCUGCCACUUUGCUGGCAAUCAUCGCCGCUGGUUUGUUCGCAUUGCAGACUGACGACAGGGACAACAGCUAUCAAGUGACUCGAGGAGAAUCAUUUUACAUGCAGAUCUGUUUGAUCAUCCUCAACUUUUUGUUGUUUGUGGCCGCCAUUUACGAUUUGAUAUUCUCUCGUAGGAUGGGUGGUGACCCUACUAUUAGCCACCGAGAUCCAACUGGUGUCGAAGCCACCACGUUCAAUAAUCCUGCGUUCAAGGAGAAGAGAUCCAUGAAUCCCAGAGGGACAAUAUCGGUGACGGACGCCAGCGGCAAGCCGUACCUGAGCGGCGGAGUGACCAACGGCGGUAGUACCAUGUCGAUGACGACCACGUUGAGCUCCAACGGUUCUUCGGUGAUGUCGCCAGCCGUCCGAAGUCCCCUGCGGUCGUCGCUAAAGAAACCCAGGCAACCCACUAACGGCAACGGGUUCGGCAUACAGAACCCCGGGUUCAGCGGCACGUCGCCUACCCUGUCCAGAAACGGAAGCGUCAAGAAAGUUCGCAUACAGACUCAAAGCACGGCCGUGUGACCACCCUAUAUAUAAUAUAAUAAUAAUAUGAUAACAACACAGUGUUAACGAUAUAUAUAUAUAUAUUAUAUAAUAUUAUGUCAAUACACUGAGUUGGUACAUAUGCACAUAACAAAAAACGUUAAGCACUGGCAACUGAUAUUAUUAUUAAAUAUUAGUAUUUAAAACGUUUCAACUAUUUAGUUCUCGCAGUACACCGAGUUGCCUGAUCAAAAAAUACAAACUUAUAUUUAUUCGACGAUAAAAACAUGUAAUAUUAUAAAUAAUUGGAAACCGCUAUAGCAAUUUGUAAAUGUUCACAAACACGUGUCGGGAGAGUUACAUUACCCGGUCAUUACCACAACAGUUUAUCAUACAAACAAAAACAAAGUUGACGAAAUUCCAAUUACGAAUUACAAUUAGCCUUCUAAAAAUCAUUCAAGUACGUUGAUGGCUAAUCGUUGUUGGCUACAUUGUUUGUAAUUUGAUUAGUUUAUGUAAAAUUUACUGGCGUGUACAAUAUCGAGACAAAAUAUUUAUUGUUAAUGUUAUUAUUUCGGAUUUAGUUAAAUAUUUUAUAUGUAUUUAUAAUAUAUUACAUUAUAGAUAUCGAUUACUUUAACGUUUUUAUAGAAAACGCAAGACCCGCGCAAUAUUAAAUUAGUAUUAUAUGUAUAAUAUUAUUACUAUGUAAUUUUAAUUUUCAUACAAAUCGUCCACAUCACGGUAGUAUAUCAAUAUGUUUUCACGUUUUUGAAUUCUCAUAAAAUCGACAAAAAGAGUACACAAUAUAAUAUAUUUUAUAUUCUUUUUAAGAAAUAAAUAAAAUAUUAACCACAAUUUGUAGGUACAGCUAUCAUCAACGCGAUGAUUGACAAGUAAUAACUGGAAAUUACUGAAGUAACUUACCUAUAAAAUCUCUCCAUUGGAUUCGUAGAAUAUCUUACUAACUGGCUGGAAGAUAUCUUCGGUCGGCGGUCAUAACCAGUUAGGUUUGAUUUAUACGAAAUUAAAUUGGAUCUGUUUCGGAUUCUGAAAAAAAACUAAAUCUUAUAUUUCUUGCUUAAUUUGGACUUAACUGGUUAUGAUAGAUACAUUUAUAAUUUUUAAAAAACUUGUUUCGUAAAACAGUUAAUUAGCUUAUUAUUGUCAUACGGUCGGGAUAGAUUAGACUAUAAUCUAAUUGUAAAUGUAGAAAGUGUUCGACUGUUUAAACUAACUAGCUACCUACAAUCAUAUUGUUAUACUAGAGAGGCUUAUUAAGAUGUAUGUACAUGGCGAUACACUCAUAAACGGUAACCUAAAUAUUGAUAAUUAUUAAUUAAUAUAAACUAUUUAUUUUCGAAAAUAAUGAAGGACAUGUGACAUGAAGGAAUAAUUUUGUAAAUGCUAUUAUAACUUUUUACAUGCAAAAUAUUGGUAAGUUAUAAUAAUUUAUAUCCAGUCUGGUGACCCUUCAUUGAUUUACAUUGUUUAAAAAAUAAAACAAUUUAUACGCACACAUUUCACGCGUUCAAAUGUAUCAGUAAUGCAAUUGUUAGUUACUUUUAAUAUACCUACUUGCUGAAAAUGUAUUUAUCUACUCAUGUGUAAGUAUAUAAUAAAUUAUAUAGCCACUAGGUAUAACGUUGAAUAUUAUUUAACGCUAAUAUUAAUAUUGUUCUUUUGUAAUUAAUUGUUAAGGUAUAUUCUUAUCGUGCCAUUGCUCGAUUCAAAAUUAUUCAUCCUUUAGGAACUCAUCGCUAUCAUUUAUUUUGCACCACUGUUCAUACUAUUUGUUUUUUUUUGUUCGUUAUAGUAAAAUGUAAAAAAAAAACAAAGCAAAACAUUUGUUUUAGACGUAGGUACAAUAAAACGUAAAAAAAACC